Molecule: messenger RNA, 489 nt
Organism: Tilletiopsis washingtonensis
Lineage: Eukaryota; Fungi; Basidiomycota; Exobasidiomycetes; Entylomatales
Exons: 2
Source: RefSeq, a predicted model, not a curated record
UGCAAGGACAAGAAGUGUGUGCCCGCCGGCGUUCUCAAGAUCGACGAGAAGUGCGAGACGAGCUCGUCGUGCGAGAGCGCGUACUGCGGCCGCAGCAAGUGUGCCGCCAAGCAGGCCGACGGCAGCGCAUGCUACAAGGCAGCGGGCUGCACGUCCGGCAUCUGCACGGACAAGAAGUGCGUCGCCAAGUCCGUCGCCCCCACGCCCGACCCGAACCCGGAGCCGGAGCCGACGCCGACGCCCACGCCCAAGCCGACGGAGCCCACCGCGCCCGUUGACGUCAAGAACAACGUGUCGAACAAGGGCCACUUCGAGUCGGGCACGCUGGAGCCGGAGUGGGAGUCCAGCCAGAAGGUGAACCUCAGCUCGGAGGACGCCACGGCCAAGGACGGCACGCACUACGUCAUCUUCGACGUGCCGGCCGGCACGCCGGGCACCCUGUCGCAGGACCUCCCGGCGCCCAACCCGCCGCCGAGGCGCCGUGACGAG